Colletes gigas is the source of this 1621-nucleotide messenger RNA. RefSeq names its product probable aminoacyl tRNA synthase complex-interacting multifunctional protein 2 (gene AIMP2). The transcript has 4 exons. Bases 158 to 1066 code for a protein of 302 amino acids. The record is from RefSeq and is a predicted model, not a curated record. Gene Ontology annotation, cellular component: aminoacyl-tRNA synthetase multienzyme complex. Lineage: Eukaryota; Metazoa; Arthropoda; Insecta; Hymenoptera; Colletidae.
GGUUCCCAAGAGGGAGGAAGGGGGGGGGGGGCGAAAGAAAAAUGGCUGUCUAGCGAAAAUCGAGAAAUACGAAAGACGAACGAGUGCGCGAUGAUCGAAUGUGAACUCGAAUUAUUGGAUUUUUUUUUAACGAAUUAAUAUUGGAAGAACGAACGAAAUGCUAAACGAAAUGACAAUGUACGCUUUGAAACCGAUCGUUUCUUUGCCACGAAUGUUGCAUCGCACAAAAGUGAUGUACGAAAUGCGAAAUAUUCACGAGGAACGAUCAAGAGACGACCAUACGGAAGCCGUGGACGAGACUGUGCCUGAUAUCACUGAGCAGGUUAUCAGCUUUUUGAAGAGUCCAUUACCGGAAUAUAAUGCGUUGGAAAUGAGACAAGAGAAAAUAUUAGCUCAACUUGCUGAACUCAAGAAACAAGUAUCAAUGUUGUCUAAUUUACUGAAGCAAACAAAUCAGGCUGUUACAACUGAUAAAUGUCCUGAAUAUCAGGAGCCAGUUAGUAUAAAUCUUAUUACCAAUGUGAAUCCAAAAAGGCCACCUUAUUUUAUAUCAGCAUUGCAAAAGGUGUGGAAGGAUACUGAUAUUAAAGUACAAACUUAUGUUCAUUCGAGUAUUAUUGGAGAAGUGCCCACAGUCCAUCAAGAAACUAACAAUUCUCCUAAAAACUAUGUUGUAAACUUAUCAUUGAUCUGGAAAGAUGUUGAAGAUCUUGAACUUGUAUGUGGCCUGCAUGGUUACCACAUAACCGGUGAAACGAAUUUUUUAAAAUAUGUAAGUAGGUUAUUAAAUUCACACAAUUACGAAAAUUCCGACUGUGUAAAAGUGGUAAAUACGAUCGACUUGAUAUUAGAUUUGUGUCACAGUAUACAAUUUCAAGAAUCGUUAAAAAAGAAAGAAGAAGUAUUGUCAUCGAUAGUUGAUAAGUUAGAUAGAAAUUGGUCGAACAAAGAAAAGCCAGAUAUAGCAGAUAUUGCUGUGUGGUGUAUAAUUAAACAAGUAUUUCCUGAAAAAUGUCCACAAAAAUUGAAGAAAUGGUUUAAUGCAUGUGAAAAACAUUUUGUAUAAAUAAACAUCUAUUGAAUCAAAAUCACUGUUGGCACGAGUACUUUCUUUUUACUUCUAAUUUUGACAAAUUUCGAAGCAAACUAUUGGCCAAAAUGACGAAAAAACAUUAUCGAAAAAAUUACAUAAAUUUUAUUAAAAGAUUAACAUGUAUUUGAAAUUUCUUGUACAGGUAUAUUAUAAUUCCAAAUGCACUUUGAUGUAUUAAAUAUGAUGAUUAAAUAUGUUAUCGAUACAUAGAAAUGCAUGUAGAAAUACUUUUAUUCUUGAACUGAAAUGUUUAUUGGCAGUGUUUCAAAAAUGUUUCAAUUUCAUAAUCUCGGGGAGAAAAAAUAAUGUUCCGCUAUGACACAGGACGGUACUGAUCGAUGACUGAUACCAGUAAAUAGUAAAAUUAACCCUAUAUAAUUUGUGGAAACUAGAAAACAAGUUUUUUAGUACCAAGAAAUAAUGUCAUGUAAUAAAAUAUAAGAAUACAGAUCUUUUUAAAAGCAAAUGUUUACCAAAUAACUUGCAAUCUAGUUUAUGACACAUAUUAAUUACGGUUUUCAGAUAGUA